Hipposideros armiger (great roundleaf bat) is the source of this 939-nucleotide messenger RNA. It is a transcript of the gene CSRP2, whose product is annotated as cysteine and glycine rich protein 2. The record is from RefSeq and is a predicted model, not a curated record. The transcript has 6 exons. Lineage: Eukaryota; Metazoa; Chordata; Mammalia; Chiroptera; Hipposideridae. Bases 112 to 693 code for a protein of 193 amino acids. Gene Ontology annotation, molecular function: actinin binding; structural constituent of muscle. Gene Ontology annotation, cellular component: cytoplasm; nucleus; Z disc. Gene Ontology annotation, biological process: muscle tissue development; sarcomere organization.
GUGCCAGCGCUCCCCUGCUCCCGGCUCCCGGCUCCCGGACUCCCAGCGCGCUCCUUCCGAGUCGGCUUCGUUAGCUCCACCCGCGGUGCUUGGUCCUGCCUCGGAUUCGAGAUGCCCGUCUGGGGAGGUGGAAACAAGUGCGGCGCCUGCGGGAGGACUGUGUACCAUGCGGAAGAGGUGCAGUGCGACGGAAGAAGCUUCCACCGCUGCUGCUUCCUGUGCAUGGUUUGCAGGAAAAAUUUAGAUAGCACCACGGUGGCAAUUCAUGAUGAAGAGAUCUACUGCAAAUCCUGCUACGGAAAGAAGUAUGGGCCAAAAGGGUACGGUUAUGGCCAGGGUGCUGGUACGCUCAACAUGGACCGGGGCGAGAGGCUGGGCAUCAAGCCAGAGAGUGUUCAACCUCACAGGCCUACAACAAAUCCCAACACUUCUAAAUUUGCUCAGAAAUAUGGAGGUGCUGAGAAGUGUUCCAGAUGUGGGGAUUCCGUUUAUGCUGCUGAGAAGAUAAUUGGCGCGGGAAAGCCCUGGCACAAAAACUGUUUCCGAUGUGCCAAGUGUGGGAAGAGUCUUGAAUCAACGACUCUGACCGAGAAAGAAGGUGAAAUCUAUUGUAAAGGAUGCUAUGCAAAGAACUUUGGGCCCAAGGGAUUUGGCUAUGGCCAAGGAGCAGGAGCGCUUGUUCACGCUCAGUAACAGUGUGAACCUGCAACGCAGAUCACACAUUGAGAAUCUCUACAUAAUCUAGGCACAGAUAAUCUAACACUAAACUACUGUGAAACUCUACCAGCAUUUACGUACUGUACAUUGCCCUCUACUUGGAUAGGCUGGCUUACUCGUAGGAAGAGAGCACUCUAUCCUUUUGCUUUAUUCAUCAGCAUUUUCAAGAACCAUUUCUUUUACAUCUUAAAUAAAUCUGCAGCUUGAUUUGGGUGUUCAGUA